UUUCCCCUCAAACCUGCAGGCUUUGACUUCCAACUCGUCACAGUCCUUGUCGUGGAUGAAUUUGGCACGGGAUUUCCCGUAGCUUAUUGCAUCACCAACCGCACAGACCGAAAGGCCAUGGCAACAUUUUUCGCAUCGAUCAUGUCUAAAACUGGGCAAAUAGCAGCAAACGUUUUCAUGACAGAUGAUGCUCCCUCAUUCUACAAUGCCUGGACUGAAGUAAUGGGACCGCCUCAACAUCGGCUGUUGUGUGCGUGGCACGUUGACAAAAACUGGCGUGAGAGUGCCAACAAGUACAUCCAAGACAAAACCCUGAGGGCUUUCACCUACAAGAUUCUUCGAACAGUGAUGGACGCUCCUGACGCAGCGUCAUUGAAGAACCGUCUCCUCUCUACGAGUGGUGUCAUAGAGAAGGGGCAACAGAGCCAGGCCUGCUCAGAUUUAAAGAAUAUUUUGAAAGUAACUACGGAAAUCGCACAGAGGUUUGGGCAGCCUGUUUUCGCGCAACUACUGGAAUUAAUACAAACAUGAGACUUGAGGCAUUACAUAGGGUGAUAAAGUACUGCUAUUUACAUGGAAAGACCAACAAGAGAGUCGACAAAUUGAUAUCGGCACUCCUAAAACUCACUAGAAACAAAGUUUUUGACCGCCUAACAAAGUUCAUAAAAAAUGCUGAGAGUGAAUUCGAACGUGCAACCAGAAUUCGGCAUGACACCAGCCAAACCAUUUUGGACAAAGACAUCAACAAAGUUGCAUUCAAUCAGUGGACCGUUGUUUCUCAAACCCAUGACGGGCAUAAGUAUGUCGUUAGACAAGAAGGCACAUGCAAGAGUGCUACAUGUACAUUUGGCUGCACAAGGUGCAAAAUAUGUGUCCAUACAAUUACGUGCUCAUGUCACGAUAGUGUAUUGAGGAGAAACAUCUGCAAACACAUGCACGCUGUAUGUAAGCAUGAGAGCAGCAACCUGUGCCAGCAAAGGGAUAAUAACGAAGAGGACGAAACUACAGAUGUCGAGCAACAGUCCCAGGACUGCAAAGACAAGGAAGCAAUUGACGAUAUCAUCAGUUCAGUGUGUUCGCUGAAUGAACUAGAAGAAAAAGGAAGCACAACGUGCACUAAACACAGUGACUGCAUCCCAAUGCUUCAAGCAAUAAUCACCCACUUGCAGAAACCAACGGUAGAAGAACAAGCCGCACCUUGGCUCAAGCCGAUACUCUCUAAAGUUUUGACAAAACUGGACAGCAUUUCUCCGCUUGUAAAAGACACCUCCUUGACAAGUUCACUUCCACCAAAUAAGAAAAUUGAAAAGCAGCAGCGCUUCUACUCAACUAAACGCAAAGCUGUUAGCACAAGCCAACGAAUGCCAAAGCCAACUUUAGUUGAGCAGAAAGGUAUCAUUGACAUGCUGUCAAAUUCAAGUACUGAAGGGUACCACACAGGUUUUGACCACGAUUACGCUAAACAAAGCGCUUGCAGCAGCAAGAGCACACAAUAGAAAUUAAACAUUUAAAGGGUCCCUAAACCACCUAUGGCAUUUUUUUAACACUUGAAAUUAAACAUGCAAAUUCCGUUAAGUACACCGUGAUGCCUAUUUUGACCUAUUAUGAACAUGGCAGUGCGAAUGCAACAAUACUGUGGGAUUGCCACAAAUUCACUAAACAAUCCCAUGCUUCUCUCCAGGCCUUUUCCAUAACUUUUUUUGCAUGCUGUGACACCAGCAGGGAACUGCUCGUGACUUCACCAAGGUAAACGCUGUCUAUCGGUCAGCUGAUGAGGGACGAUAACGCCAAGGUGAUAAACGCUGGCUAUGUAUUCUGAAAAGGGCAGGGCCCAUUGUACACAACUGAAGCAUUAAUGAAGCUUCCAUUCACUCAGUUUUGCACAGAGGGGCAUUAUGGGUGGACAGAGGAGCAGCUUUUUUUCUAGUGCAUUGAUUCAACCCAUAGAUUUCACUGCACUGCAUGAAGUUGUCAGAAUACAUGCCAAGAAGAAAGCAACUGUGGGGAGGGUUGCAAAGGCAAGAGAGAAACUGCAGCAGCCAUGUAUCCAUUCAUCAAAAGCACAUAACUUUGCGCAAUUACAACAUCCUUCCACGCAAUCCUAGUGACUGUAUGCUCAUUGUAGGCUGGUACAGGGGAACCACUGUAUAACAUUUUCAACCUAAUAGUUGUUUAGGGGCCCUUUAAGACAAAAUCAUUCUUUGUUAAUGACAGCACUUGCAGUAAUGACUUUGUAAAAAAUAACUUAAUUCAUUUUGUGCCACUACAUCAUUGAGUAAUUUCAUUUCUGUGCUUGUGAUUUGUGCCUAAACUUUUUUUGUUUUUUGGUAUUGCAACUUAAGACGGUGUUCUCUUGUGUUGGCUAGUCAGUACAGGUGCCUGUAUAGCAAAUGUGCAUUUUAUUUGUACAUGACAACAAUCUUUGUAUGACAUGUCCCUGCUCAAGCUUUGUAUUAUCGUCUUUUUUUCUUACUGCAACUUCACAUGCUACUUUUUAAAAAUGUUUUUCAUUGGCUAUUUUUGUAUAAAUGCCUACUUAGCAUAGCGCUUGGUCUUAUUUGUUGGUACAGUUGCCUGUAAAACAAAUGUGUAUUGUGCUCAUACAUUGGACAAGAACAACCUUUGUAUGACGUCCUUGUUCAACCUUUGUAUUACAAUUUUAUUUUUACUGCAACUUGAUAUGCUGAUUUUUAGAAUUGUUUUGCAUCAACUUGUUUUGUAUGUUGGCUAGUCCACACAGGUGGCUGUAUAGCAAAUGUGCAUUUUAUUUGUACAUAAGAGCAACCUUUCUAUUACUAUGUUUUCUCUUUUACUGCGACUGCACGUGCUUCUUAUAGAAUUGUGUUUCGUUGGCCACGUUUGUACAAAUGCCUGCUGCCCAGUGCUUUCUUGCAUUUAUUCGCUGGUUGGUAGAGCCGCCUGUAAAGCAAAUGUGCAUUUGGUUUGUACAUCCGACAUAUGAAAAAUCUUUGCAUGAGAUGUCCUUGCUCGAGCAUUGCAUUGACAUGCAGUUUUUCUGGAACUUGAUAUGCUGCAUUUUAGAAUUUUGCUUUGUUGUCUGGUUUUGUACAAUUGUCUGCUUAGCAAUGUAUAUUAGGUCUCUAUGCUUCAUUACCCUAGAUUUGUACCACUACAUGUAUUUCACUGAUCGUUCUUGAAAAGCACAAGUAGAGUUGAACCUCACUCAAAUGAUGUUGCAUCACACAACAUACCUCCAUAAUAUCCUAUACUUGCUGUAAGAAUAUAUGCUUCAUACACUAAUAUAGGUAAAAAUACGUCUACGACUAAUAAUUAUAACAUUGUUCAUUAUACUGAUGUUUGACUGCAUUUGUAGGUAACAUUCUUUCCGUGUAAUUUCAUGUGUGCCUUACAUAGAUGUUUUUUUUUAUUAGGGCAACUGAAUAGACCACUUUGUAA
Messenger RNA from Dermacentor silvarum, 3417 nucleotides. RefSeq lists its product as uncharacterized. Bases 528 to 1496 code for a protein of 322 amino acids. The record is from RefSeq and is a predicted model, not a curated record. Gene Ontology annotation, molecular function: zinc ion binding. Lineage: Eukaryota; Metazoa; Arthropoda; Arachnida; Ixodida; Ixodidae. The transcript is spliced from 3 exons.